Molecule: messenger RNA, 1873 nt
Organism: Cucumis melo (muskmelon)
Lineage: Eukaryota; Viridiplantae; Streptophyta; Magnoliopsida; Cucurbitales; Cucurbitaceae
Exons: 5
Coding region: 452-1498 (348 amino acids)
Source: RefSeq, a predicted model, not a curated record
GCCAAGAGGGAUCCAAAAGCCCCAACUCUUGAUGGAUACUACAAGUUCUAAUAUAUUAUUGGUUUUGCUUCUAUGAAGCACCAUAACACUCCAACCUCAAGGAACCUCAUGGCGUCGCUCGGCGGCCGGCGACAAGCGGACUGACCACCCCCCCCACCAAAUGGCUGUUUUGCAACUGUAGACUUAAAAUACUCAUUCAAGUCCGUAGUUCAUGGACUACUCUAAACUCCCUGUUCGAUAGGUCCCUCUCUCCUUUUCUCUCUAUAAAGUCCAAACCUACGGCGCAUAAAUUUCCAAAUUUCAAUCUCUUUCUCUCUCUUUCUUUCUGUUGUUCUCUCUCUCUCUCUCUCUCUCUCUCUCUCUCUCUCUCUCUCUCUCUCUCUCUCUCUCUCUCUCUCUCUCUCUCUCUCUCUCUCUCUCUCUCACUCUGUGUCAGCACCAAGGUGCGGCCAUGGCGGCAGACCAAGAAGGCAGAGAGUUGAAGUUUAACUCUAAGUUUCAGAUUGAGCAUGGAGAUAAGCAGCAGAACCCCUUUGAAGGAGACAGUUGGUCAAGCUAUUUUGGACGGUCUGAUUCAUUUCUCAGCUUUAAUUCACCGGUUGAAUCUGAGAUUGGUUCCAAUGAAAUCGAAAGUGAUAGAGAUGACGGAGAAAACGAUGGCGACGACUACACGGCGGAGUUGAGUCGACGGAUGGCUCAGUACAUGCUUCAAGAUGAUGAUAACUCAUCCACUACAAGUUUUCAAUCUGAGAUUCAGAACAAGUCCUGGGGUUUGUCUGGUUCGCCAAUUUCAACGCUGUGGUCACCUUUAGGCUCCAGCACUGGGAGUAGCCAUGGAAGUCCAGAAGGGCCGUCGAAGGAGCCAUCGCCGCCAUCAACGCCGGUAGUUGAAGAGCGUGGAGGGCUAGACAUUUCACACAACGUUUUUAGCAAAUUGGAGAAGAUGAAGAAAGUGAGCAUAAAUAGUAAAUCAAUCCAAACAAGCACCCAAAUAGGAGAAACAGGAUCUUCCUCUUCCAAGGACCAAUCAAGAACUCCCAAAAAUCAGAAACGAAGGCAGAACCAACAGCAGCAGCAGUUCAUGAAGCAAAAAGGCUCAGGCGCCAUACAAGUCAAGCAAGCUCAAGGAAGCUCGUUACAAGCAAAUUCAGGGGCAAAAUCAGGAGGCCCAUCAGGGACUGGCGUGUUCUUACCUCGCCAUGUGAACUACAACCGUCCAGCUCCAUGUCCACAGCCACCACAGCCGCCGAAGAAAAAGGGCUGCUCCACUGUACUAAUACCCGUGAGAGUCUUACAAGCCUUACAGCAUCACUACGACAGAAUGGACGACGAGACGAGACAAAAAAUCACUGGCUUCACAGCUCUUAGAGAAGCUGCAGCUAAUGCAAGAACAACAUCACAUACCGUUAAGAAAAGUCACACGGGAACUGCAGCGGCAACGGCGACGACGGCGACAAGCCAAAUCGACGUGGGCCUUCCUCAAGAAUGGACAUAUUAAUGACUUCAACAACUGGCGAGGGGCCAUUUGUUCUGUGGAUCACAAAUCUGAAAGCUUUUUGGCGGUUUUCGCAAGUGAAGAUGGGAGAUGACGUUAAUGGAAUGGAAUAAAAGCCCAACAAGUAGACGGAGAAGAAGACGAAAUAAAAUAAAAUAAAAUAAAAUUAGGGGUUCGGAAAACGAUGUCGUUUUCUUUGACUUUCGAUUAGGGUUGGCAAAAUCGUAAAUAAUGUUUGGGAAAUAGAAAUUAAUAUUUUGUUAUGGGAGAAAAGGAAAUGAAAAUUCCUUUUUAGUAAUAAUUUGUCAAACAAAGGUUGUAUUUGUAUACUCUACAAUAAUUGUUUAAAUAAUUUAAUUAUUUUUGUUAUCAACUAAA